AGUCAAGCAAUCCUCAUUCCUAAGAGUCCGCUAAACCAAAAACCCCCCGCUGCCAUGGAAAACACAGCUCCUUCAAACAACAGCAACAGCCCAUGUAAAAAGCAGAUCUUCAUCCUAUCAGGGCAGAGCAACAUGGCGGGCCGCGGCGGCGUCGACCGGCGGCACCACCAUUGGAACGGCGUCGUUCCUUUGGAGUGCCAGUCCGACCCCUCGAUCCUCCGCCUGAGCGCCAAUCUCCACUGGGAGACCGCCCACGAACCUCUCCACGCCGACAUCGACACCAAAAAAACCUGCGGCGUGGGCCCCGGCAUGUCCUUCGCCAACGCCGUAAGGGAGCGCGUGGGGCUGGUGGCUCUGGUGCCGUGCGCGGUGGGCGGCACCGCCAUAAAAGAGUGGGCGCGUGGGCAGCACCUCUACGAGAACAUGGUGAGGAGGGCCAAGGCGAGCAUGUCGGUCGACGGCGAGGGCGAGAGCGAGAUCAGGGCGUUGCUGUGGUUCCAAGGAGAGAGCGACACAUCGACGCAACAUGAUGCGGCGGCGUACCAGGGGAACAUGGAGAAGCUCAUUCAGAAUGUUCGUCAGGAUCUUUGUCUUCCUGAUCUUCCAAUCAUCCAGGUAGCACUUGCGUCGGGGGAUAAGAAGUACUUGGAGAAAGUGAGGGAAGCACAAUUAAGCAUCAACAUUCCCAAUGUCGUGUGCGUGGAUGCUAAGGGAUUGCAGCUUCAAGAUGACAAUCUCCAUCUCACAACCGAGGCCCAGGUUCAGUUGGGCUCUAUGCUGGCUGAAUCCUUUCUCUCCAACUUUGGAACAACAUUGCAAUCUGAUGGUGUUGGUUCCCAUUCUUCGGCUUGAUAUGAUGACGAUUAUUGGUGUGAGAAGUACACGUGUCUGAGAUUUAUGAACUAGUCAUUGUGAUGCUUCUUUCUUUGAUCGCCUCGUUGUUGUUGUUAUUGAAUCAAUUUAUAUUUGGUUCUUCUGUUA
Molecule: messenger RNA, 981 nt
Organism: Morus notabilis
Lineage: Eukaryota; Viridiplantae; Streptophyta; Magnoliopsida; Rosales; Moraceae
Product: probable carbohydrate esterase At4g34215
Exons: 2
Coding region: 55-852 (265 amino acids)
Source: RefSeq, a predicted model, not a curated record